This is a messenger RNA of Hordeum vulgare subsp. vulgare (domesticated barley), 1735 nucleotides long. RefSeq names its product lipid phosphate phosphatase 2-like. The transcript is spliced from 8 exons. Gene Ontology annotation, molecular function: phosphatidate phosphatase activity. Gene Ontology annotation, biological process: phospholipid metabolic process. The record is from RefSeq and is a predicted model, not a curated record. Lineage: Eukaryota; Viridiplantae; Streptophyta; Magnoliopsida; Poales; Poaceae. The coding region runs from base 558 to 1526 and encodes 322 amino acids.
GCAAGUCAGCCGCCAACGGCCGGUCCAACGACGCGUUCCAACAACCUGAAGCAUUCUUCACGGGCGGGCUAGCCGCCGCCUGGCCUAGCACCCCCGUUGUCAGCCUCGCCCCCAGCUGCAGUUGGCCAUCCGUCUCAGGCCGCCAGAAAAGCACACGCACACGCACACGACGCGGGGAAGCACCAUCGAAAUCAAUUCCAGAAACAGACGCAUAGUAGACCGGUUCCCAACUUCCCAAUCGGCGGCGGGCCGACGGCACCGGACCGGCGUAGAAAACGCAAGAAUCAAAUAGCGGAGGCGCUCACCGCGCGGGGGAGCUCGCUUUGGUGCCACUCCGCGCUCGCCCUCGUCGUCCAGCUCUUGGCCGCUUGCCUCGCAGGGAAGGAGGGGGCGCGCCGUCCGAGGAGAAAGAGGGGGCGCUCGCCGUUGACUUCGGCCGGCCGGCUCCGGCUCCGGCUCCGACAGGAGGAAUCCCCGCGCUUCGCCCUCCCCGCCCGGCAGGGGAUCCGCCCGGCGAAUCCAUCGAAUCCCCGCUCCUGCCCGCGCCGGAGACGAAGAUGCCGGCACCGGGGCAGGCGGCGGCCGUCCGGCUCGGGGUGCCGCCCCCGUACCUCAGGACCCACGGGCCCAAGAUGGCUCGCCGGCACAUGUACGACUGGAUCGUGCUGCUCCUCCUCGCCGCCAUCGAGGUCGUGCUCAACGUCAUCACGCCCUUCCACCGCUUCGUCGCCGAGUUCAUGAUGGACGACCUCCGCUACCCCAUGAAGCCCAACACCAUCCCCGUCUGGGCCGUCCCGAUAUACGCCGUCAUCCUGCCGAUGCUCAUCUUCGCCGUCAUCUAUGUCAAGAAGAAGAAUGCCUACGACUUGCAUCACGCCAUACUAGGCCUGCUGUUCUCCGUGCUCAUCACCGGCGUCCUCACCGACGCGAUCAAGGACGGCGUCGGCCGGCCUCGCCCCAACUUCUACUAUCGAUGCUUUCCUGAUGGGGUGCCGAACUACGAGGCCAUCACUCGACAAGUCAUAUGCCACGGAGACGCAAAAGUCAUCAAAGAAGGGCACAAGAGCUUCCCCAGUGGCCACACUUCAUGGUCCUUUGCCGGGCUGGGCUUCCUGUCGUGGUACCUUGCCGGCAAGAUCAGGGUGUUUGACCGGGGUGGCCACAUUGCCAAGCUCUGCAUCGUGAUCUUGCCGCUGCUCUUCGCGGCUAUGGUCGGCGUGUCACGGGUGGCAGACUACUGGCACCACUGGCAGGACGUGUUCGCCGGUGGAAUCCUCGGGCUGGUUGUUGCUUCGUUCUGCUACCUGCAGUUCUUCCCGCAUCCGGCUAGCAAAAAGGGGUUGUGGCCUCAUGCAUUCCAUCUUCACAAUCUUAACCCGGAAACUGAGAACCAAGUAACAACAGAUACCCAUCAGUCUGGACUGCCGCACGACCUGUCCAUGGUUCCAUAUGUUCCCUCCAUGGAGAUGAGAACCAAUGGCCGAGCGUUGGAUAACAUGGAGGCCGGCGGCGGCAGAGUUUGGUAACUGAAUAAGACCACCAUGGGGAUGGAGGUAGGCAUGCACCAUGAGAGACACCACCUUGUAGGUAGGUAGGUACUAGUAGAAGUCUUGUUCUGUAUAUGUUUCUUGUAGAGAUAAAUAAACUUGCGCAAUUUUAUUCGUGGCGUUGGAUUGAAGUUGAUCUAGUCCUUGAGUUUUCAGAAGCAAUCCAUUGAUCUAGUCCUACAUCAAAA